Messenger RNA from Betta splendens (Siamese fighting fish), 3118 nucleotides. It is a transcript of the gene htra3b, whose product is annotated as HtrA serine peptidase 3b. Gene Ontology annotation, molecular function: serine-type endopeptidase activity; protein binding. The transcript has 10 exons. The record is from RefSeq and is a predicted model, not a curated record. Gene Ontology annotation, biological process: proteolysis. NCBI's taxonomy places the organism in Eukaryota, Metazoa, Chordata, Actinopteri, Anabantiformes, Osphronemidae. Gene Ontology annotation, cellular component: extracellular region. Bases 298 to 1707 code for a protein of 469 amino acids.
GUCCCUCACUGACCCAGUCUGGCUGAAGAAACGGCUCCGGAGCCUCCUCUCGACCCACAGCUGCACAGUCCGGACGCGCAAUUACGCGCGGAUACGCGGAGGACUCCCACACUCGCCACGACUGCGACUCCACUACUUCUCUUUUUAGCCUUCUCCGAUGCACGCGGCCGCAUUAAUGAGCCAUUCCUUAUCUCCACCUCCAUGUGAAGUCUCCACACAGUGGUGAGCAGCAGUGCGGAGCCGCGGGACGCGCUCUUCGCCACAGCCUCUCCAUCCCCUCCGUUGUCAGCCUCGACCAUGCCGCUCCUCCUGUACGUGGCCGCGCUCCUCUACCUCGACCUCGACGCGUCCGCCGGCUCCGAGCCGCCGGCCGCGUGCCCGACGCGGUGCGACGUGAGCGGCUGCCCGAGCCCCAGCUGCCCCAGCGGCUACGUGCCGGACCACUGCAACUGCUGCCUGGUGUGCGCGCAGGGCGAGGGCGACGCGUGCGGCCGCAAGGGCGACCUGCCGUGCGGCGACGGGCUGCAGUGCCGGCACCCGGCGGCCAAGCGCCUCUCCAAGGGACUGUGCCAGUGCAAGCUGGGCUACGAGGUGUGCGGCAGCGACGGGAGGACCUACGGCAACGUGUGCCAGCUGAAGGCGGCCAGCAGGAAGGCGCUGCACCGGGGCCAGACGGGCGUCACGCAGGCGCAGAAGGGGCCGUGCGAAACCGGCGUAGGUCCUUUACAGGCUGCCAGUCCUCGGUACAAGUUCAACUUCAUAGCUGAUGUGGUGGAGAAAAUCGCUCCUGCUGUGGUGCACAUUGAACUCUUCCUCAGGCAUCCCCUCUUCGGCCGGAACAUCCCUCUGUCCAGUGGUUCUGGGUUUGUGAUGUCCGACCACGGACUGAUUGUUACCAAUGCCCACGUCGUCUCCAGUACGAGUCCGGUGUCCGGUCAACAGCAGCUGAAGGUCCAGAUGCACAACGGAGACGUAUAUGAAGCCAGUAUCCGAGAUAUCGACAAAAAGUCAGACAUCGCUACCAUCAAAAUCAACCCGCAGGUAAAACUGCCUGUACUGUUGCUGGGCCACAGCGCUGAUCUGAGGCCUGGUGAGUUUGUCGUUGCCAUCGGGAGCCCCUUCGCCCUCCAGAACACCGUGACCACCGGCAUCGUCAGCACUGCCCAGAGAGAUGGCAAAGAACUGGGCCUCAGGGAUUCUGACAUGGACUACAUCCAGACGGACGCUAUUAUCAAUUAUGGGAAUUCAGGAGGACCUCUAGUCAACUUGGAUGGAGAGGUGAUCGGCAUCAACACUCUGAAGGUCGCAGCGGGAAUCUCAUUUGCCAUCCCCUCCGACAGAAUCACUCGCUUCCUUAAUGACUCCCUUGAGAAGCACAACAAAGAUGUGAGGUCCAUGAAGAAGCGUUUCAUUGGAAUAAGGAUGUUGACCAUUACACCAGCAUUAACUGAGGAGCUAAAACAGCAGAACCCUGACUUCCCCAAUGUGACCAGUGGCAUUUACGUUCACGAGGUUGUUCCUCACUCGCCUGCACAGAAGGGCGGCAUCAAAGACGGCGACAUCCUAGUCAAACUGAACGGCAAACCUCUGAUGACAACAGCCGACCUGCAGGGGGCGCUGCAGGAGGAAACUGCCCUGCUGCUUGAAGUGAGGCGGGACAACGACGACCUGCUGUUCAACAUUGAACCAGAUGUUAUCAUGCAGUAGACCCUAUCUGUGAAUGAACAUGUUGCUGGGUGGCUGCUCUGAACCAGCGACGUUUCUAUGUUUUAUACGUGUUAGCUAAAUCUGUUACACAUGUUUCCACCUUUUACACACAGCACAAACACAAUGACCCUUAUGAGCAACGUUGGUUGAAUGUACUGUGGAACUUGUAAAUUAAACUGAAAUAAAUAAAGGUAAAUAAACAAAGGCAGUGGUACACUUGUACAGAGCUUUAACUGGCAUGUUGCGUUGACACGAGCGAGCUGCUUAACAGCUGAUUAGGCCAAAGCAGAAGCAGUACCGGGGGCCUAUUUACAUAGAUCCAGCUCCUGGACUUUACUACAUUUAAAGGGUUUCUUGGAUUCCAUCGAGCUGCUGGUGGCAGCCUCCAUUCCAAUGUGAGGAGAGCUUAUCUGCCGUUCUAAGGGCAUGGCUUUUGUUUGCACUUUCACUUGAAGUUUUAUUUGCUUUGUCACAUACAGCACAGAUAGUCACAGCACUGGGUGGCCGUGGUCAGUCUGUCUGUCCUCCCCUUGUCCCGUCUUGUAGGAUUUCAUGGCCUUAAUAAAUAGCCGUUACAGCAGUUAGGCCACACUGAUCAUUGUGGCCUCUUUACUGAAGCAACAUACUGGUGGCGCUGAGUCUAAUGUUACACUAGCAAUAACUUUGCUGCUUCCUUAAAUAAAUGGUCUUUAAUGAAAGGCUGUGUCUUUCAGUGGAAAACCAUUUUCAAACCGUGACCAGAACCUUGACACAAAGACGUGGCUUUGGUUAAACAUUCUGUAUGUUCAAACAGUGGCUAAAACCAUUGAGUAGGGGCCAGUUGGGGCCAAUGAGCUCAUGAUAACAGACUUUUAAAGGCAGAGUGUGGUUUCAUGUGAGCCCAUGAUAGGCCUCUGAUUUAAACAUACAUCUGCCAGUGUCAGUGACUAAUAGUAAUUAUAUGCUGUAAAUGAUCUUAGGAUUUAAAAGUACAGGGCAAAUGUGAUUGUUAUUCCACAGUAAUCGACAACGGCCAUUGUUUCUAUUGAGCUUCUUUACUCUGUCUUCUAGGAACCAGUGGGAGGUGUGUAUAUACACAGCAGUAAGGAGGCCGCACGCACAAUCUUUUAAUGCAAUCUUUUAAUCUCCUCUCUGGGCUGGAAUGCAUGCCUACUGCUCAGUGACAUGCAUUUCACUACUGGAGUUCAUCAAUAAAAAUGAAUAUACCGCCCAGUGUCUCAGUGAGUUACUGUAAUCUAACAAAGCUGACCCGUACUGACCUGAGGCCUGCAGGCCGCUGGAUGUUUAUUGGGUUUUCGUGACUUCCUGAGAGAGACCUUGACAGUAAAAUUGGACUAUUUUGUCUGGGUCUUAUGCUGGUAAAAACCUGUCUGUGUUACUGUAAAACCUUAUAAAGUGUCAGUGUUCCAUC